AGAAUGUCAAACAAAGAGAGAGUGGCUGGCUGCUUGUCGUAGCGAGGGAAUAGAGGAUUUUACCAUCCGUGUUAAUUUCCCACAGCAAACACAGCAGUCAGCCAGUGUGGAAACAACAGCCCUUACCUGCUCUCUCUGGUCGCACUGACAGUGGAAAGAACAGCUAACUGCUGACACUUUGAGUCAACCAGAGGCUCAGCACGUUCUGUCAGGGUGGAGGGAUGUUUGACACGCUGUAUGAGUGGUUCUGGUGGGACAGAAUCUGGCUGCCUGUGAACCUGACGUGGGCUGACCUGGAGGACAGGGAGGGCCGGGUCUAUGCAAAAGCCUCACAUCUCUAUGUCACUGUCCCCUAUGCCUUUGCCUUCUUACUCAUCAGAUACCUGUUUGAAAGGUGGAUAGCAACACCCCUGGCAGUCUCUGCUGGUAUAAAGCGGAGAGUCCAUCUGAAAGCAGAGCAUAACCCCAUCCUGGAAGUCUACUAUACGACUCACUAUAGAAAUCCUGCUCAGGCAGACAUUGACGGGCUGUCAAAGAAAAGCACUUUGUCUGUGAGACAAGUUGAGCGCUGGUUCAGGAGGAGACGCAGUCAGGAUCGUCCUGGAGUCCUGAAGAAGUUCAGAGAGGCCAGCUGGAGGUUUGUCUUUUACCUGUUGGCCUUCAUCGGAGGAAUAGUAGCUUUGUACGAUAAAGAAUGGUUUUAUGACACCCGGGAGGUAUGGACAGGUUUUCCAAAGCAGACCAUGUUGGAGUCUCAGUACUGGUAUUAUAUCUUGGAAAUGAGCUUCUAUGGCUCUCUUCUCUUCAGCGUUGCCUUUGAUGUCAAGAGAAAGGACUUUAAGGAGCAAAUCAUCCACCACCUGGCCACGCUGGUCCUGUUAUCAUUUUCCUGGUGUGUCAACUACAUUCGUAUAGGAACGCUGGUCAUGCUGGUCCACGAUGCCUCCGAUGUUUUGCUGGAGUCUGCCAAAUUAUUCAACUAUGCCAAAUGGGAGAAAACCUGCAAAACUCUUUUUGUUCUGUUUGCCAUAGUGUUUAUGGUAACACGACUGAUCAUCUACCCAUUCUGGCUGAUCCACUGUACAUGGGUCUACCCUGUUCACCACUACCCUGCCUUCUUCGGCUACUACUUCUUCAACGUGAUGUUGAUGGUCCUUCUCUGUCUGCACAUAUUCUGGGCCUACCUCAUUCUAUGCAUGAUCCGAAAGUUUCUGAUUGGCUCUCUGACCAGAGAUGAGAGAAGUGAUAAUGAAGAGGAAGAGGAGGAAGAUAGCAGCUUGUCAGAGGAUGAAGGCCAGGAACAGCACAAGGUUGGCAAUGGAUUGACAGUUGAUCAGAAGGAGGGCAAGAAAUCCUGCUUUGGAUGCUUGUCUCCACCAGAGAACAUCUGCCAGUCAAAGACUGUGUACUGACCUGUGCUCAGUAUGAUUCUGUCUGAGUGGAGGAUGUGAGAAUAGAACAACGGUGAAUACAUUUCUUCCGAUAUGGACCAAAAGUUAGCAAAAUAUGUGAUUUAUUACUUCAGAUGCUGGAAAACAGCCUAGCCCAAAUAAGCCUCACUGUUCUCACAGUGCUUUGAACUGCACACAUGCUCAAGGAGAGGAGAUGUUUUUGGCUGCGCUCCCCUCCACAGUGUUGUCAGUGGCAGCGAUCACUGAACUCAAAGAGUCAAAGAGACCAGGAAACCAAACAAGCAAACAAAGCAUGAACCCUGCUGUGCUUAUCAUCACGUCUAAUUUGUUCCAUGUUUCUUGUGAGGUGCAGAGCUGGUGCACUGUGGAACGUUCUUCCAGCCACUUCACCUCACUGUUUCAUCCAUCAAGUCGUGCUGGCCUCUGUUGGCUCACACCACUUAUUUAUGGUCACAGAGAGAUGAAUGAAAUUCAGUAACACUGUUACUGACUGUUAGGGGUCUACCAACUUCUUUAGGUUCUUAGGGCUGAAGACUGGAAGCAGGGAGAAUUUUUUUGUAUACUUUCUGGAGGUAUCAUUGAUGUUCAUGCCUAAAUUUAAACUAUGCAUAAAAAAGUAAAAGAUAGGAAGAUACUUGUUGCUAGCUUGUUUAGCUUUAUAGUUAGCUAAAUAUCACCAUCACUCUUUCCAUUUUCACAUGUAGAGCGCCGAUGUGAGACCGGAGCUUGUGAAUUGUGAUACAGAUGUAAUAAAAAAAUCAUUCAGAAUGCAGCCCUGCUGUGUGUGAUCCAUUUAGAUAAGGACAAUAGCUUUUUGAAAAAGAAUCUAAUAUUGUUGUUUAUUUUAUGUUUCUGUUUCUUAGCAGCCUUUGAUACAGAGAUGUUCAGUACAUGUUUGAACAAAUCUCAAUCAACAGACCUUUUAACAGAACUGACUACAAUGAAUCAGCAUUGUCACUGAUUGUGUGUGACGUUGUCAGCACAGCAGUGAUUCACAGUAUGUUACUUCCUCGUUAAAAGCUUAUUAAAAGACCACCGAUGACUGAGACAAUCCUAAUUGGAUACUUGCAGUAAAUAAUAGGUUGCUGAGCUAUUAACCAUGUAUAGGCUAGUUUUGUACUGUAUUGAAAAUGACAGCUUGGACCACAAACAGACUGAAGUGCCACUGAACAGCAGACAGUCUCAGUCAGCACUGAAUGUCACAGCUGUAUGAGUGUACUCUCUCUGUUGUAUCGACUGCAGUGCAUUUGGACGGUGAAGAGGUCACCUCCUGCCGUAUGCACUGAUGUGCAUUUAAACGUCGAACACCGUCAUAUCAGAAGAGGCUUCUAUGCGUCGUUCUAGAGAGUGUGGACAAGAAGUUUUCUUUUAGAACGUUUCAUUUGGAGGACUUGUUGAAACUGACUGCUGUGAUGAGCUCAACAUCACAGAUCUUUGAUAAUACCUGUUGUGAGUUUGAAAGGUGUAUCACCUUUACUGUACGGUCACUAGAUUUCAGUUUUCUAAAUCCAAGACAGACAUUUGUUGAAGUUUACUCUUGCCUAACAUCAAUAAUGCUGUGCCAAAGAGUUAUUAGAUGUGUUACUGCUCUUCACUUAACUCAAACAUAAGCAUGAAACACUGGCUGUAGGCUUAUUUAUUAUAUGGAAAAACGGAGUGGGGGUAUAUGUGUUGAUGAUAUGAUUGAUAGUCAGAUCAAACCCUGGGAGUCAUGGACAAACAUUUCAGCAACAUUUUAAAAAACAGUUGAUGAAGAGUGAGAUGUUUUAUGCCAAAUGUAUUCUGCCUUUAUAUUUCUUUUAGCUCACAGCAAAUGUAGUCCUGUCAAGUCCAGGAUGUUGUAUGACAUGUAGUGUAGUCUUGAUGAAUAAAAUUGUACUUU
Chelmon rostratus (copperband butterflyfish) is the source of this 3294-nucleotide messenger RNA. It is a transcript of the gene cers3a, whose product is annotated as ceramide synthase 3a. Gene Ontology annotation, molecular function: DNA binding; sphingosine N-acyltransferase activity. Bases 222 to 1412 code for a protein of 396 amino acids. NCBI's taxonomy places the organism in Eukaryota, Metazoa, Chordata, Actinopteri, Chaetodontiformes, Chaetodontidae. Gene Ontology annotation, biological process: ceramide biosynthetic process. Gene Ontology annotation, cellular component: membrane. The record is from RefSeq and is a predicted model, not a curated record. The transcript is spliced from 12 exons.